Penicillium longicatenatum is the source of this 2745-nucleotide messenger RNA. RefSeq names its product dynamin-related GTPase MGM1. Lineage: Eukaryota; Fungi; Ascomycota; Eurotiomycetes; Eurotiales; Aspergillaceae. Gene Ontology annotation, molecular function: GTP binding; GTPase activity; microtubule binding. The record is from RefSeq and is a predicted model, not a curated record. Bases 1 to 2745 code for a protein of 914 amino acids. The transcript is spliced from 3 exons. Gene Ontology annotation, cellular component: membrane; cytoplasm; microtubule.
AUGAGCGGGAGGAUACUCUCUCAUCGACUCACACCGCUGGUGCGGAACGGCCUGGCUCGCCAUAUCCAUAAUGCAGGCUCCAGGACCGGAGGUCUUCUUCGCGCGAAUAGUGGUGUUGGCCUGAGGGGACGCGCCUGGCCCAUAGGUGCUAAUGGAAUUCACAACAAUGUUCCUGCUGUCAGGGCCUUCUCUUUUGCGCGGCUUCUUCCAAAGCUGGCCCUCAAGCUUGUUCGGCUCCCGGCUAUGUUUGGAGGAGCAACUAUUGCGGGCCUAGCUUAUUUCCAAUACCAAGCAACUCAGGCUGGAAAUUAUGCGAUGGAUAUUUUGAAAACGGCUGGCGAGACGGCAGGAAAUACGGCAUCAAGCUUAUUCCAGGGCAUACAGGAUGUGGCGGAUCAGACACAACGUGGGUGGAAUAAGACAACGGGAGAUAUCGAGAUGCCAGAAUGGCUGCAAAAGAUGUUGCGAGGGGAGGAGGAAUCUCAGUCUCAGAAUGGAGGAGACAAGGAACCCAACGAAAGCCGCGGUCUGACUGCGGGAGUUGCGGCCGGAUCGACUGCAGCAUUUGGCUACGACAAGUCUGACGAAGACGACUCUCGACAAGAAAAGGAGGUCGCCGAGGACGACCAGAUGAUGCUCCUUACCCGCAAAAUGAUCGAAAUCCGGAACAUCCUCCAGACAGUUGGUCAGUCUGGUUCCCUGACUCUGCCAUCGAUCGUUGUGAUAGGAUCCCAGUCCUCUGGUAAGAGUUCGGUUCUAGAAGCUAUUGUUGGACAUGAAUUCUUACCGAAGGGCUCCAAUAUGGUCACCCGCCGACCGAUCGAGCUUACCCUGAUCAAUACUCCUAAUGCUCAAUCGGAGUAUGGUGAAUUCCCGGCCCUGGGCCUCGGCAAAAUCACCGACUUUUCACAGAUCCAACGCACCCUGACUGAUUUGAACCUUGCGGUACCGGAUAAGGACUGUGUUUCAGAUGAUCCUAUUCAGUUGUCCAUUUAUUCACCAAAUGUCCCAGAUCUUUCUAUGAUUGAUCUUCCUGGCUAUAUCCAAGUUGCUGGCCACGACCAGCCCCCGGAGCUGAAACAGAAAAUCAACGAUCUUUGCGACAAAUAUAUCCAGGCCCCCAAUGUCGUGCUAGCCAUUUCAGCUGCUGAUGUCGAUCUUGCAAACUCAACAGCCCUGAGAGCCAGUCGUCGUGUUGAUCCCCGUGGUGAGCGUACCAUUGGUGUCAUCACUAAAAUGGAUCUCGUUGAUCCUGCGCGGGGCCAUGACGUACUCACUGACAAGAAAUACCCUCUUCGUUUGGGAUAUGUUGGUGUUGUCAGCCGCAUUCCUCAAACAACAGCUCUCUUUUCCCGGGGAUCUGGAAACAUUACCAGCGCCAUCCUAAAGAACGAGAAUGCCUAUUUCUCGGCCCACCCCGCCGAGUUUGGAAAUCACUCCGAUGUCGCAGUUGGCGUCUCGACCCUCCGCAAAAAGCUUAUGCAGGUCCUCGAGCAGACGAUGGCAGCCAGCCUAUCGGGCACCAGAGAUAGCAUCAGCCAGGAGUUGGAAGAAGCGACCUACGAAUUCAAGGUCCAAUAUAACGAUCGGCCUUUGAGCGCUGAGUCCUACCUGGCUGAAAGCCUGGACAGCUUCAAGCACUCCUUCAAGGCAUUCGCCGAGUCAUUUGGCCGACCCCAGGUCCGGGAAAUGUUAAAAGCUGAACUGGAUCAGCGUGUCAUGGAUAUCUUGGCGCAGCGCUACUGGAACAAGCCCGUUGAGGACUUGAGCCCGCCAAUGCUAGAGCUUGAUCCGCUCAAGGACCUACCGAAGGCUGACGUUGAGUCCCUUUAUUGGCACCGAAAGCUGGACGCGUCCACUUCCUCCCUGACAAAACUAGGCAUUGGUCGACUUGCUACCACCGUAGUUGCCAAUGCUCUCCAAAACCACGUCGAAUCGCUCCUGGCAUCUUCCACUUUCGCCACACAUCCAGGUGCUCAUAAACAGAUCACAGAUGCCUGCACAAGCAUUCUGAACGACCGCUUCUUUAGCACUAGUGAUCAAGUCGAGAACUGCAUAAAACCAUACAAGUUCGAGAUUGAGGUCGAGGAUCCGGAGUGGUCGAAGGGCCGUGAAAAUGUUAGCAAAGUGUUGAAGGAAGAACUCAAGGCGUGUGAAUCAGCCAUCAAGAACGUUGAGGACAACGUUGGCAAGCGAAAGCUCAAGGAUGUCAUGUCUUUCAUCGACAAGGUUCGCAAGGGUGAUAUCGUGCUCGAGGGCAACGGCGCUGGUGGUGCAGGCGGUUUCAGCGCUGCUCUUCUGGAGAGAGGUCGAGACGGUGUCUUCCUUCGCGAUCGAGCUGAUCUCAUUAAGAUGAGACUUAUGGCCGUCCGAUCCAAGCAGUGCGCCUCACAAAAGAACAAAUACUACUGCCCCGAGGUCUUCCUCGACGUAGUAGCAGACAAACUUACCUCAACCGCCGUCCUCUUCCUAAAUGUCGAGCUCCUCUCCGAGUUCUACUAUAACUUCCCCCGUGAACUCGACAUGCGACUCGGUCGACAUCUCUCUGAUGCCGAAAUCGAACGCUUCGCACGCGAGGACCCUCGAGUCCGCCGCCACCUCGAUAUCAUCCGUAAGAAGGAGCUCCUUGAGCUGGCCCUGCAGAAAAUUGAGGGGAUUCGACAACUGGAUGGUCGUAAAGCGAGCCGUGGCCCCGAUCGUACCCAAGCUGCGAAGGAGACUCGUGGCCGCUGGGGCAUUUUCUGA